Brachypodium distachyon (stiff brome) is the source of this 1316-nucleotide messenger RNA. Its product is annotated as ERI1 exoribonuclease 2. The transcript has a single exon. Gene Ontology annotation, molecular function: nucleic acid binding; 3'-5'-RNA exonuclease activity. NCBI's taxonomy places the organism in Eukaryota, Viridiplantae, Streptophyta, Magnoliopsida, Poales, Poaceae. Bases 89 to 970 code for a protein of 293 amino acids. The record is from RefSeq and is a predicted model, not a curated record. Gene Ontology annotation, biological process: exonucleolytic trimming to generate mature 3'-end of 5.8S rRNA from tricistronic rRNA transcript (SSU-rRNA, 5.8S rRNA, LSU-rRNA).
CUUCUCAAUCCCGUCGUCUCCUCGUGCCAAUCCCGAUUCGAUAUCUGAUCAUAUCCUCGUGCCAAUCGAAUCCCCUCCUCUUGAACCAAUGUCGGCCUCUAGGGCGCCGUUCACGGCGUCGGGCGGCGGCGGGGGCAGAGAGCAGGCGCAGAAUCUGCUAGAGUUCGACUACCUCGUGGUGAUCGAUUUCGAGGCGACCUGCAAGAAAGACGCGCGGAUCUAUCCGCAGGAGAUCAUCGAAUUCCCGUCCGUGCUCGUCGACGGCGCCACCGGCCGCCUCGAAUCCGCGUUCCGCAGGUACGUCCGUCCGCGACACCACCCUGUGCUAACCCAGUUUUGCAGGGACCUCACCGGAAUCCAGCAGGCGGACGUCGACGGCGGUGUGGAUCUUGCCGAGGCGCUGCGUCUGCACGACGCUUGGCUGGAGGCGGCGAUGGCGGGGAGGCCAUGGGCCAAGAAAUGCGGCAGCUUUGCCGUGUUGACUUGGGGAGACUGGGAUUGCCGCACCAUGCUGGAAUCGGAAUGCCGGUUCAAGGGGAUCGCCAAACCUCCCUACUUUGACCGCUGGAUCAACCUCAGGGUGCCCUUCGAGGCCGCUUUCGGCGGCGGAGGCCGGAUCAAUCUCCAAGAUGCGGUCAAGAAGGCGGGGCUGGAGUGGGAGGGCCGCCUCCACUGCGGGCUCGAUGAUGCGCGCAACACGGCGCGGCUUCUUGUCGCGGUUAUGCAUCGUGGCGUCAAGCUCUGCAUAACCGGCUCGCUGGCGCCGCCGCCCCCGCAGCAGCAAAAGAAGCCUAAGGUGAGUCCGUGCAAUGGCGCCGCUGAUGCGUGCUUGUGCUACUGUGGAGUGGCCAGCAGAGAAGGCAUGGUGGCGGUGCCAGGGCCGAUGCAGGGGAAGUGCUUCAUGGGGUGCGGCAACUGGACGCCCGCCAUGGGAGCCCUGUGCCCCUACUUCGUCUGGUGUGGCUACUGAAGAACGAAGGAUUGAAAUUUGAAGGAUAGCGUUAGUGAAUUGGUCAGAUUCAAGAUCAGUUGUAGCGUGGCCGAUUCUUUAGUGUGAAUUGGUCACUGGGUUAGUGUCAGAUGUAGUAGGCAUCAAUGUCGAUUGUAAAGUGGCCGAUUCUUAGCGUGAAUUGGUUACUGAAUUCGUAGCUGAUUUUACCGUAGUGUUAGUGCUGUUCUUGAUGUAACGUGGCCGAUUCUUAGCGUGGAUUGGCCACUGGAUUCGUAGCUGUUUUGAUUAGUCUUAGUGCUGUUCUUGAUGUAGUUAUUAUAUGAAUUAUUAAUGGAUUAUUUGGGUAAAUUCCGUGGUUGUUCUA